AGUGAGAUAUUUUAUUAUAAGGCAAAGUUUGGGGAAAAAUAUAUACCUAAGAGAUGAAAAAGGCAGCGGAGCGCAGGUUAAAAAUAAAAAGGGAAAAAACGGGAUGCGAGCGGGAAGAGUGAUAUUCAAAAUCAAACGGAAACACGUAUUACCUUUGUUCGACUGAAACCCUGACUUGGGGUUUUUUCUGCAACUUGAUUCUCCAGCGGUUUAUGCAAGUAUGGCAAGCCGCCAUGAUAAGGAUAAGGGCGUGAAUGUGCAGGUUCUGCUACGAUGCAGGCCGUUUAGUGAAGAAGAAGUGAGAAGCAAUGCGCCUCAGGUGGUUUCUUGUAAUGAAUGGCAGCGAGAAGUUACCGUCUGUCAAAAUAUCGCUAGCAAACAGAUAGAUCGGACAUUUACCUUCGAUAAGGUAUUUGGUCCAUCUGCACAACAAAAAGAUCUGUAUGAUCAAGCUGUGGUUCCGAUAGUAAAUGAAGUGUUAGAAGGUUUCAAUUGUACCAUCUUUGCUUAUGGACAAACCGGUACAGGGAAAACUUACACUAUGGAAGGUGAAUGUAAGAAGACCAAGGGUGGGCAGAGUGGAGGACUUCCUACAGAUGCUGGCGUGAUACCAAGGGCUGUUAAACAAAUAUUUGACACAUUGGAAAGCCAAAAUGCAGAAUAUAGUGUCAAGGUCACAUUUUUAGAAUUGUACAAUGAGGAAAUCACAGAUUUGCUUGCACCUGAAGAAUUGUCGAAGAUUGCAACAGAUGAUAAACAAAGAAAGCCAUUGGCAUUGAUGGAGGAUGGGAAAGGCGGAGUUCUUGUGCGAGGCCUUGAGGAAGAAAUUGUUACGAGUGCUAGUGAAAUCUUUACCUUACUUGAACGAGGUUCUGCAAAGCGACGCACAGCAGAAACACUUCUUAAUAAGCAGUCUAGUCGUUCACACUCAUUAUUUUCCAUAACAAUUCAUAUCAAAGAAGCUACACCAGAGGGUGAAGAGUUAAUUAAAUGUGGAAAGCUUAAUCUUGUUGACCUUGCUGGUUCAGAAAAUAUAUCCCGCUCAGGGGCUAGGGAGGGUCGUGCAAGGGAGGCAGGAGAAAUUAAUAAAAGCUUGCUGACUCUGGGUCGUGUCAUCACUGCCCUUGUGGAGCAUCUGGGACAUAUUCCCUACAGGGAUAGUAAGCUCACAAGAUUGCUACGUGAUUCGCUGGGAGGGAGAACAAAGACUUGUAUUAUAGCAACUGUUUCACCAUCUGUUCACUGUCUUGAAGAGACAUUAAGCACAUUGGACUAUGCUCACAGAGCAAAAAACAUAAAGAAUAAACCUGAGGUGAACCAAAAGAUGAUGAAAUCUACUCUUAUCAAGGAUCUGUACUGCGAGAUAGAAAGACUUAAAACAGAGGUUUAUGCUGCUCGUGAGAAAUGUGGGGUCUAUAUUCCAAAAGAGCGGUACUACCAAGAAGAGACUGAGAAAAAGGCCAUGGCUGAUAAGAUUGAACAAAUGGAUUAUACACUAGAAGAGAACAACAAGAGAAUUGAAGAUUUACAAGAUCGGUAUGAGAAAAAGCAGCAUCUUUGUACGGAGUUGAGCUCCAAGCUUGAAUUCACACAGAAAAUUCUGGAGCAAUCUAGGAAAACAAUAUCAGCUCUAAAGGAAGAUUAUAAACAGGCAAAAUUUGCAAUUAAAGAAAGAGAAUACAUAAUAUCCAACCAUAGGAAAGCAGAAAACACUCUGACUGAGCAGGCCUGCACGCUUCGCUCCGAUUUGGAGAGAUCAGUUAAGGACAUUGCAGGGUUAUUUGCAAAAAUAGAAAGAAAGGAAAAAGUGAGUGAUGGAAAUCGGGCUUUGGUCGACAAUUUUCAGACCGAACUUGCUAAACAAUUAGGCCAAUUAUGCAAUACUGUUGUAGAAUCAAUGACACAACAAAACAAUCAUCUUCAUUCUUUAGAGCAACAAUUUCAUGCUUGCAUGGACUUCAAAGAUAAGUCUGCAGAGGAAUUGAAACAAAAAGUUGUAGAUCUCAGAGCAUCAUAUUUCUCCCAUCUUGAAAGUUUGCAAAAUAUAGCUCGAUUGCAUAAGGCAGGCUCUAAUGCUAGCUUGGAUGACAUAAAAUCUUCAGCUUCUAUGAAUGUCGCUUUGCUCGAAGAAACGUUUGCUGUGGCAGUGAAAGAAGCGGAUUCAGUACUUGGGGAUGUUCAAACUACUCUUUCAGAACAGCAAGGGGAAAUGGCUGCAUUUGCCCAGCAAACACGUGAGAAAGCACGCAUUAGCAUUGAGCUAAUUAAGUCAAUAUCAGAUGCUACAAUGAGUUUCUUUGAGAACUUGUCAGGAGAAGCAUCAAAGCUCCAACAAUACAUUGAGCAAAGUUAUGAAGCUCAGGAAAAAAGUAUUACUGAAUUUCAAAAUGCUUAUGAGGAACAAUCAAGGCAAGAGGAACAACAACUUUUAAGUGAUAUAUCUAAUUUGGUUGCCAAGGCGAUGGUUCGAAAGGUAGACAUGGUAAAAACCAGGCUUGCCUGUAUGAGAGAAACAUCCAUAAAGGAUAAAGAAUCCUUUGACCUAAGUGUAGCAUGUAUUCAAAACACAACAUUUGAUUCAAAAAGGAAAUGGGAAACGUUUGCUAAACAGGCCGCAGAUGAUGCAAAUGAUAAUUCUGCCCUUUCAGCAGCAAAGCACUGCCGAAUGGAAGUUCUACUUCAGCAAUGCGUCAACACGACUGACCAUGCUUCCCAGCACUGGAAGGCUACCCAGAAAUCUGUGCAAGAUAUUAGCAGAGAUCAUGCAAUAGUAAUGGACUCACUAGUCAGAGAUAGUCUGGACGCAAAUGAGAAUCAUGCUGCUGAAAUUGAACAUGCAAAGAUUUCAGCUGAAGCAGAUGUACAGAAAAUAAAUGAGAGAAUCCUGUGUCAUGUUGAUGGUUUGUUGGAUCAUGAGCACAAUGCGGCAUCUCAAAUACAUUCUACUAUAGAGUCUCAGUCACAAGUUAUCAAAAAGCUUGAAAAUGAACAUCAGAACAGAGUCACAGAAAUUGAAAAGCAAGCAGAGCUCUGCUUCCGUGGUGAAUAUAUGGAGGAUCAAUCUACUUUUACCACUCCAACGAGAGGGAGCUUUGAAAUUCCAAGCAGGGAUGAUAUAGAGAACUUUCGUGCACCAGCGUUUGAGGUUCUUAUCCAAGAGUUUAGAGAUAACAAUGGAUAUGAUGUUAAUAUUGAGGCAUACCAUGAGAAUGGGAUUCUCAUGGAAAAGCCAUAUCAAGAAAGCCCAAAUUCUCGAGAUUCACGCAUUCCUUUAACUCAGAUAAAUCUAACGUAAUGAAGUGGAGAUAUCAAAUACCUAAUUUAAUGGCACAAUGGAUGCGAAAUGGUCUUUGGAAAUUUGGCGAUUUGUCUUAGAUAUUGUAUCCGGGAAGAAACAUGUAGCACGGAUUGUUAGAUUAUCACAAGGUUUUACCUUUCAACUAUUGGUCCAUUUGUGUUGAAUAUAAAUUGUAUUUUAUAAAAUAAUGUGUUGUUUUUAUAACACAUAAUUUUUAUAGGAACACAAUAUUGUAAUAAUAACAAAUGAUAUUUUUUUAUUCAACUACUAGUGAUUUUUAGAGUAAA
Messenger RNA from Cryptomeria japonica (Japanese cedar), 3585 nucleotides. RefSeq names its product kinesin-like protein KIN-5C. The transcript has 24 exons. Lineage: Eukaryota; Viridiplantae; Streptophyta; Pinopsida; Cupressales; Cupressaceae. Gene Ontology annotation, molecular function: ATP binding; microtubule binding; plus-end-directed microtubule motor activity. Gene Ontology annotation, biological process: microtubule-based movement. The record is from RefSeq and is a predicted model, not a curated record. Bases 221 to 3295 code for a protein of 1024 amino acids.